Syngnathus acus (greater pipefish) is the source of this 1630-nucleotide messenger RNA. Its product is annotated as cytochrome P450 2J2-like. Gene Ontology annotation, cellular component: intracellular membrane-bounded organelle; cytoplasm. Lineage: Eukaryota; Metazoa; Chordata; Actinopteri; Syngnathiformes; Syngnathidae. Gene Ontology annotation, molecular function: oxidoreductase activity, acting on paired donors, with incorporation or reduction of molecular oxygen, reduced flavin or flavoprotein as one donor, and incorporation of one atom of oxygen; heme binding; iron ion binding. Gene Ontology annotation, biological process: xenobiotic metabolic process. The transcript has 9 exons. The record is from RefSeq and is a predicted model, not a curated record. The coding region runs from base 83 to 1564 and encodes 493 amino acids.
CCACCUCCUUCUCCACCUCUCAUUUCCCUCAAAAACAACUCCGAUUGCCUGCAGACAGGUCAGAAAAAAUCUCCUCGAAAUUAUGAUUUUUCAAGCUCUUUUCGAGUGUCUGGACCCGAGCGGCUGGCUGCUGUUGGGUUUGGUGGCGCUGAUGUUGACGGACGUGCUGCGAAACUGGCGGCCAAGCACUUUCCCACCGGGACCUUUGGCCCUGCCUUUUCUCGGGAAUGUUUUCACUGGAAUGGACUACAAAUCCGUGGAAAACUUCACCAAGGAGUACGGCCCCGUGUGCAGCUUGAGGCAAGGCAGCGAGAGGAUUGUGUUUAUCUCCACCUACCGCAUGGUCAAAGAGGCGCUUAUCAACCAACUGGACAGCUUUGCCGACCGGCCCGUCGUCCCUCUCUUUGACGAAAUGUUCAAGGGUCUCGGUAUCGGGCUGAGCAAUGGUUACUCGUGGAAGAAGCACAGGAGAUUUGCUAACACCCACCUGCGCUACUUUGGAGAGGGCCAGCAAAGCCUGGAGAACUACAUCAAAGUGGAAUGUGGCUUUCUGUGCGAGGCCUUCAAAGAAGAGCAAGGGAAGCCGUUCAACCCUCAAUACAGAAUGACCAACGCGGUGGGGAACAUCAUCUCCUUGGUGGCGUUCGGACACCGCUUUGAGUAUAGCGACGUAAACUUCCGCAGAUUCAUCGAGUUGGACAACGAGGCCAUUCUGAAUAGCGGCUCUCCCUUCGCGCAGCUCUACAACGCCUUCCCCUUUCUCUUCAAAUACCUGCCGGGCCCGCACCAGAAAGUCCUCGCCAACUACAGGGAGAUUGAGAGCUUCCUGCGGGGUGAAGUGCAGAAGCACCAGGAGCAGUGGAAUCCGGAUCUACCUCGGGACUUCAUUGAUGUGUACCUUGCGGAGAUAGACAAGUUGAAAGGAGACCCUGAAGCUGGAUUCAGCAUUGAAAGCCUGGUGGUCACCACCUUGGACCUCUUGGAGGCGGGCACGGAGACCUCCAGCACCACCUUGCGCUGGGCUCUGGUUUACAUGAUGCACUAUCCGGACAUCCAAAAGAAAGUCCAGACGGAAAUCGACAACGUGAUCGGACAAUCUCGCCAGCCGGCGUUAUCCGAUAGACCCGACAUGCCCUACGCCGAAGCCGUCAUCUACGAGACCCAGAGGAUGGGGAACAUCGUUCCUUUGGGAUUCCCCAAGAUGGCCAGUAAGGAGGCCACACUGGGAGGAUAUAUCAUUCCAAAGGGCACGGUGAUAGUUACCAACAUGACGUCGGUGCUUUUCGACGAGAAUGAGUGGGAGACCCCAAACACGUUCAAUCCUCAACACUUCCUGGAUUCGGAGGGCCACAUUCGCAAAAGAGACGCCUUUUUGCCAUUUUCUGCAGGUAAACGAGUAUGUUUGGGCGAGCAUCUGGCGCGAAUGGAACUCUUCCUCUUAUUCACGGCCCUCCUGCAACGCUUCACCUUCGCCGCCGUCCCCGGAGAGAUGCCCAGCUUGGAGGGCGUGCAGGGUUUCACCAAUUCCCCCGAACAGUUCCGGACCAUGGCCAUACCUCGUUGAGAAGCAAGACCACCAUUUUGAUUCCAACUUUAAACAAGUUGACCAAAUAAAAUUCUUGUAAGGUUU